GUAACGUUCAAGUCUCCUGCGCCGUGAAGAUGACUUACCACUGCGUCCUGGAUGAUGAUCUAAUUGCGCUUGACUGUAGCUGGAGGUUGUCACAGACCCCGCUUGGGACGACCUCUGCGCCGCGGUUGCCUAAGGGCCUGAACGCACCUCUUCAACAGCUGCCGCAGAGUACACGACCGACCUUCUUUCACCGCAAAAUAUCCUUUCAGAAACAACAACUAUCUCAAUAGCCCUGUCGCGUUGUUCUAGCACGUCAGUCCCGUGACAGCGCGUCAUCGCGCUACUGAAAUAUCCCCCACAUCGCAGGGCUGCCCACCUCUACCUCUACAGCGACCGACCGCCACCAACACCAUGACGACCACAGGAGCGGAUUCGCCGAUGCGUAGCUCGCUCGGUAUGACCAUGCGCAACCACAACGAAUAUUCUUAUCGGCUUCCCACGCCGCCCCGGGUUGUUGUACCUCCACCGACUCUAUCCACCGACAUGCCGGGUCUCGUGGUUGGGACUGGGUCCGGGGGCCUUGACAUAAGCUUCCUCAAAGAUAUGGCUUUGGAAGACAUCGUCCAGAAGAACACUUUGAUUGACUGGGCAUACGAGCGGCGCCGGCAAGCACAGAUGAUCCUGCCGUGGUUGUUUCUGGGGCCCAUGGUUGCAUCUAAGGACAAAGACUUCUUCGCACGCGACGGGAUUACCAUGGUGCUCGCAAUCCGUUCCCGCGAUGGUAGCAUGAGCGGCGCCUUGCAAGCAGCGCGCGACGCCGGUCUUACUGUGGCUACAAUCGAAGCACCGGCCUAUCACGACCUGAUCAGGCGAUUUGGCGACACAACACGGAUUAUCAACGAGCACGUUGCGGGGGUUCGUCAGCACGCUCUUGAAAAAACAGGGCAGCCCACACUUGGCAAGGUUUUGGUCUUCUGCGAGUCUGGCAACGAAAAGUCGGCCGCCGUGGUCGCCGCAUACCUCAUGGAGAUCCUCGACAACUUUGACUACAUCAAAGCGAUGCAAGUCUGCCAGGCCCAGCGCUUCUGUGUCAACUUCGACGAUACGAUUAAGAACAUCCUUCGAUCCUACUGGGACGUCCUCCAGGCUGCACGUUCGGUUUCGAGCUUCAAUGCGCAGCAAUACCAAGUGAACAACUUCGCCAAAUUCGGCCAGCGUGCUUCCCAUUUGCAGCCUUCUUCGACAGUAAGGUCCAAGCGUUCCAUCGAGGACACGCGUGACGACGAUGAUGUGGCCAUGGAGGACAGCCUGGACCCCUCGGAUGCUCUUCGUUUCCAAGGUCGCGACAAUACUCCCUUCCAGAACUCUUAGGCGACUCUGGUAGCUACAUGAGGUCCGGCAAAUUUUCAUAAAGCGGCGUUUUUUUACAUGAUACCCUGCAUGGCUAUUGGCGUUUUCUAUCGGCGAUGCAUAUGCAUUGAGGGAGCAACAAGCAGCAGACGCUACGCAAUCGCGAGUUUGAAGCUGCGUUUUCUGGGCCCAGCUCGGUUUCAAUUGGCCAUAAUAGGCACGAGUUACUAAUUAAAC
Molecule: messenger RNA, 1527 nt
Organism: Macroventuria anomochaeta
Lineage: Eukaryota; Fungi; Ascomycota; Dothideomycetes; Pleosporales; Didymellaceae
Product: phosphatases II
Exons: 1
Coding region: 352-1311 (319 amino acids)
Biological process (GO): negative regulation of SCF-dependent proteasomal ubiquitin-dependent catabolic process; regulation of ERK1 and ERK2 cascade; negative regulation of protein binding
Cellular component (GO): cytoplasm; nucleoplasm
Molecular function (GO): F-box domain binding; phosphatase activity
Source: RefSeq, a predicted model, not a curated record